Molecule: messenger RNA, 5164 nt
Organism: Bubalus bubalis (water buffalo)
Lineage: Eukaryota; Metazoa; Chordata; Mammalia; Artiodactyla; Bovidae
Gene: FBXO41
Product: F-box protein 41
Exons: 13
Coding region: 636-3227 (863 amino acids)
Molecular function (GO): protein binding
Source: RefSeq, a predicted model, not a curated record
CCAAGGAAGACAGGGACCCAGGAGGAGCUCGGCCGGAGAGGCCCGGGCACCCCCAGGGCGGCGCCGCGGACCCCUCCCCCACCGAAGCCACCUUCAGCGGAAAACGUGGGGUCCCGGCGCAGCCGCUUCUGGCGGCAUCUGCCGCUCCCCAGCUCGCAGGAGAGCCCGCCCCGGAGGAGGGGCCGGCUCUGCCCCACCUCCUCGCCGCCUCCCUACCCCUUCCUUUCCUUUCCUCCGGCCGCGCGCCCCCUCCUCCCUCCUCCAUCCUUCCCCCACCCUGUUUGUGUGCCCCUCCCGCUGCGACUGGCUGGGAGGCUUGGCCGCCCCCGCCCCGAUAGGGAGGCGGGGGCGCCAGCCGCGGCGGCCACCCGAGGCUGCGGAGGGGAGCGAGAUCCGAGGCCCCGAGGCGGCCCUGCAUCUGGUCCGGGCACGCGGGGGCUGCCUCUGCACCCCCAGCCGAGGGCCGCGGGGCCUGGCCUCGUCGCGGGGUGGAGGAGCCUCCUUGCCCCUGGCUGCCAGCGCCCUGAGCCUGCCUGACCCCUCAGGGGGGCUCGCCUGCGUCCCCCCAUGAGCGCGCCCGGCUGACCUCCAGGGCGGCCGCGGUGGAGCCCGGGCGCCACGGGGGCAGCGGGGCCAUGGCCUCGCUGGACCUGCCCUACCGCUGCCCGCGCUGCGGGGAGCACAAGCGCUUCCGGAGCCUGUCGUCGCUGCGCGCGCACCUGGAGUACAGCCACACGUACGAGACGCUCUACAUUCUCUCCAAGACCAACAGCAUCUGCGACGGCGCCGCGGCGGCCUUCCCGCUGGCGCCCGAGCCCGCCGCCCUGCUGGCCGUGCCGGGCGCCCGGCGCGAGGUCUUCGAGAGCACGUCGUUUCAGGGCAAGGAGCAAGCAGUCGGGCAGUCGUCCGCGGCGCCACACCUGCUGCACCACCAUCACCACCACGCGCCCCUUGCCCACUUUCCUGGCGACCUGGUGCCGGCCGGCCUGCCUUGCGAGGAGCUGGCGGAGCCGGGCCUCGUGCCCGCCGCGCGCUACGCACUCCGCGAGAUCGAGAUCCCGCUGGGGGAGCUGUUCGCCCGCAAGUCCGUCGCCUCCUCGGCGUGCUCGACGCCGCCGCCCGGGCCUGGCCCUGGCCCCUGCCCCGGGCCCACGUCCGCCUCGCCCGCGUCUCCCUCACCCGCCGACGUGGCUUACGAAGAGGGCCUGGCCCGCCUCAAGAUCCGGGCGCUGGAGAAGCUGGAGGUGGACCGACGGCUGGAGCGGCUGAGCGAGGAGGUGGAGCAGAAGAUCGCGGGCCAGGUGGGCCGGCUGCAGGCCGAGCUGGAGCGAAAGGCGGCGGAGCUGGAGACUGCGCGGCAGGAGAGCGCGCGGCUGGGGCGUGAGAAGGAGGAGCUGGAGGAGCGCGCCUCGGAGCUCUCUCGCCAGGUGGACGUGAGUGUGGAACUGCUGGCCUCGCUCAAGCAGGACCUGGUGCACAAAGAACAGGAGCUGAGCCGCAAACAGCAGGAGGUGGUGCAGAUCGACCAGUUCCUGAAGGAGACGGCGGCGCGGGAGGCCAGUGCCAAGCUGCGGCUGCAGCAGUUCAUCGAGGAGCUCCUCGAGCGGGCUGACCGGGCAGAGCGGCAGCUGCAGGUCAUCAGCAGCAGCUGUGGCAGCACGCCCAGUGCCAGCCUGGGCCGCGGAGGUGGGGGAGCUGGUGCUGGGCCCAGUACCCGGGCCCCAGGCAGGACGCGAGAACACCACGCGGGCCUGGCCAUGCCUAGCACGUAUGCAGUGUCCCGGCAUGGCUCCUCUCCCAGCACAGGGGCCUCCAGUCGCAUCCCAGCUGCAUCUCAGAGCUCAGGUUGUUAUGAUAGUGACAGUCUGGAGUUGCCCCGGCCAGAAGAGGGGGCCCCCGAGGACAGCGGCCCCGGGGGCUUAGGCACGCGGGUCCAGGCUGCCAACGGCGGCUCGGAGCGGGCCCAGCCCCCUCGCAGCUCUGGACUGCGGCGCCAGGCCAUCCAGAACUGGCAGCGCAGACCCCGUCGACACAGCACAGAAGGGGAGGAAGGUGACGUCUCCGACGUGGGCUCCCGAACCACGGAGUCAGAGGCUGAGGGCCCCUCGGAGGUCCCCCGCCCGGGGCCUGCUAUGGCCGGGCCGGUGAGCAGCUGCCGGCUCUCUGCCCGCCCCGAGGGAGGCAGUGGGCGGGGUCGGCGAGCUGAGAGGGGCAGCCCCUCCCGCUCCAAUGAGGUCAUCAGCCCAGAGAUCCUCAAGAUGCGAGCUGCCCUGUUCUGCAUCUUUACCUACCUGGACACGCGCACUCUGCUACACGCCGCCGAGGUCUGCCGGGACUGGCGCUUCGUGGCCCGCCACCCCGCCGUCUGGACCCGGGUGCUGCUCGAGAACGCCCGCGUCUGUUCCAAGUUUCUGGCAAUGCUGGCUCAGUGGUGCACCCAGGCCCACUCGCUGACACUGCAGAACCUGAAGCCCCGGCAGCGGGGCAAGAAGGAGAGCAAAGAGGAGUAUGCCCGGAGUACCCGGGGCUGCUUGGAGGCAGGCCUGGAGUCUCUGCUGAAGGCAGCGGGGGGAAAUCUGUUGAUCCUGCGCAUCUCCCACUGCCCCAACAUCCUCACUGACCGUUCGCUGUGGCUGGCUAGCUGCUACUGCCGCGCCCUGCAGGCCGUCACCUACAGAAGUGCCACAGACCCAGUGGGCCAUGAGGUCAUCUGGGCCCUGGGCGCAGGCUGCAGAGAGAUCGUCUCCCUCCAGGUGGCACCACUUCACCCCUGCCAGCAGCCCAUGCGAUUCAGUAACCGCUGCCUACAGAUGAUCGGUCGCUGUUGGCCCCACCUCCGGGCUCUGGGGGUCGGGGGUGCCGGCUGUGGGGUGCAGGGCCUGGCAUCACUCGCAAGGAACUGCAUGCGGCUGCAGGUGCUGGAGUUGGACCACGUGUCGGAGAUCACCCAGGAGGUGGCGGCUGAGGUCUGCCGGGAAGGCCUGAAGGGCCUGGAGAUGCUGGUGCUCACAGCCACCCCCGUAACCCCCAAGGCCCUGCUGCAUUUCAACAGUAUCUGCCGGAACCUCAAGUCCAUUGUGGUUCAGAUUGGGAUUGCCGAUUAUUUCAAAGAGCCCAGCAGUCCUGAGGCCCAGAAGCUGUUUGAGGACAUGGUAACAAAGCUCCAGGCCCUACGGCGGAGGCCCGGCUUCUCUAAGAUCCUGCACAUCAAGGUGGAAGGCUGCUAACCCGGGUUGGGGGCGGCAGGGCCCCUGCCAGCCCCAUGCCAGCCGUGCUCUUUGGACCUCCGGAGGAACCCUGAUCUGCCUAGACUUUUGGAGGCUUGGUGUUAUCCCUGGUGUCUGGGAGAGAGGUUGUCAGUCUCUUGUCCUCCUGCUGGGACAGCAGGACGCAGGCCCUCUCCAGGGCAGGGGCUUGGACAGCUGUCCCCCACCUCCACCCCACCCCUAUCCGGAGCAGCCCUGUAGGCACAGCCAGCGAAGAGCUGAGUCUCCACCAGCACUCGGUGUCAUCGCCCUGAGGAUCUGCAGUAACCACCAGUGGCUCCUUGGCUGCUCAGGCUGUUGGGGCAGGCCUCCCCUUUGUGAGGCCCAGCCUCCUGAUCGGGAGCUUCUGUCAGGCCCCAGACCAGGGGGGUUGCUCCAACAGGCAGCUCAGACUUGGCCCAGAGGCUCUUCUCUUCCCCCUGCUCAGUCCCAGCCCUCUGCGGGGCAUCCCCUUCAGGCAGCCUGCCAGGGCUCUGGGUCCAUAAUCUCCAGGGAUAACCCUAGGGGUCUUGGGGAUGUGGUCAGCUGAAAGUGGGAAGUAGAGGGUUCAGUUAGGUAGUGGGGUCGGCUUGGAAGGGCAAGACAUCUAUUCAGAACUUCUCCCCGAGACAUCCAGGCCACGCCUCCCAAGGGUGGAUAUUGCCAGGGUGAGAAAACUGAGUUUUUACUGCUGUAGAGAAGACAAGACUCCUCCCAGCCACCACAUAUCCCAUGACACACCAGAACUAAAUUCAGAGCUACAAGGCACAUGUUUCUAUACCUUCCACCAAUCCUGAGCCUCUGGAGGGGCCAGGUCCCAGCUCUGGGAAAUGCUGUCAACAGUGAGAAGUGGUUCCUGUCCUCAAGGAGUAUACUUCUAAUCUGGGUGCUUGGACAGGAAUCUGAUGGCCUUUGGGUCCCCAAGGUCAUGUGAGAGGGAAUCAUUUGGCUGCCCUCUGCUGGGGCCUGGAGGAGGCUGGAAGAGGGGUGGUUUAGUUUGCUUCCUUGUCCGGCUACCUUGCUGGAAGAUGUGGCCUUGGUGGGGAGCCACACCUUUGGGGCCCAAAAAGGAGCCCCAACAUCGGACUUGUCCCCUCUCUUCAGUCUCCAGUGGUCUAUGGGCUGAGGGCUAUGUUGGGGGGUCUUCUGCCUGGGGCAGUGCUGGGGUCUGAACCAGGAUCACUGGCUUAAGUGCAAAUGGAGGCUCUCACUGACCCUUGCAUGGUUCCCAAAGGGUAAGAUCCUGGCACUAUGGCUCUAAAGACUCAGGUGUCCCGAGUUCCUCCUCUUAGCCCUCCCACAGUGGCACAAAGGCCGUGGGUCCUGCCAACCUCCAUUUGGAAAGUUCUUUCAAACGUUAAUCUGGAUUCAUCUUAGGGUUUCCUUCCCUCUUGCUAUAUGAUGGGCUCUUGGCCCUAAACAUUAGGUUCUGGCUGGGGCUGGGCUUCUCUAGUUUCCCAGUCCUUUCCGGGAAUCCAACUUUUCUGCCGCAACCUGGCAUCAGGACAUCAAGACCCACCCUGGGUUUCCCUGCAACAAGGCCUCCAGAGCUGGGACCCUCACAGGCUCAGAAGUGUAUCCAGCUCUCCUGGCUCCCCACACAGCCGUGUCUUGCUCUUUUUGUAGUUUUCUUCCUGUGACUUGUUCUGGCCCUAACCUUUGAAGACUCCAAAUACCAAGGGUGGCAUGUCAGUAUCUCCAUCUAGUCCUGCACGAAGCCUUGGUUGUGUGGCAUCCCCACCCCAGAACACCUGGUUCUGUUGGCUCUAACCUCCCAGUUCUGUCCCCAGGAGUCAUGAAGGAGAAGCACAGCUUUCCUCUGUUCUGGGACCGGAAGGGAGGUGGAGGUCCACUUGGCCUGGCUGCCCUGGGUGUGUCUGUUCUGUUUACCAGCUGCACCCGCCACAGCCCCUGCUCCC